AAUCCCAUUCUUUGUCCACCAAACGGCAUUCCGGGGUGGAGACUGAGGUGCCUCGAUGCUACUGUCAUAACCCGACAAUAUUUACAAAGCUGUCAGACUUCAGAUAUUUGUGUUGCUCUUUCUGAACAGGGUAUGGGCUUCCUGGGAACCAGGGACCACUAAGUUAUGAAGCUCUUUCCUUCCAGACCUUCCCUGUACUCCAGUUACUGUCACAGCCUAAGCUUUACCUGCUGCUGCUCUCCCAACCACCAUCUCUGCUCUCCCAACCACCAUCUCUGCUCUCCCAACCACCAUCUCUGCUCUCCCAACCACCAUCUCUGCUCUCCCAACCACCAUCUCUGCUCAGCCUGGUACUAGCAGCUUGGCUCAGACUCACUUCAUCACAAAGAAGAAAAAAAGAGAAAGAGAGAGGGAGAAGAGAUCCCUCCCCAGCUGCCAUCCAAACACACAUGGUGCAUAGCUGCCAUUCUCUAGCCUCCAUCUAUCUCCGUGACCCGGCCUCCAGCUAGCUCCUGGCACACAUCACAUAGCCUAGCCUAGCCCAGGGCCUGCCCAAGGGAUAUAAAUAGGCAGCAUCCAGCUAGUGUGUGGAGUGUGCACUUGUUUCCUUUUUUCCCCGGGUCAUACACACGCCUAGUAGGGGUCACACCCAUUUGUUUUCUGUCUUCCCUCUGCCUGGAGCAGUGGUAGUUAGUGGUGGGACCGAGGAGAGAGUGACGAGGCAGAGACCAUGGAGGUCAAUAUGGAGUAUUGUCUGGCCCAGGUGGUGCAGAAAGACCUGGGGCGGAAGGUGCAGGUGGGACAGGAGCUCAUAGAUUACAUCGUGGAUAAGGAGAAGUCCCAGGACCUGGAGCAAGACCAGACGGCUCUGGACAGGAUGGUGGACGGCAUCGCUACCACCUGGGUCAACUCCUCCAAUUUCAAGGUGGCUUUGCUAGGUAUAGACCUUUUAUCUGCCUUAGUGACAAGGUUACAGGACCGAUUUAGGAACCAUGUGGGAACAGUACUGGCCAGUCUGAUAGAUCGUCUGGGUGAUUCCAAAGACCAAGUCAGAGACCAAGAUCAAAUCCUGCUGCUGAAGAUCAUGGAGCAGGCUGCCUCCCCACAGUAUGUUUGGGACAGAAUGCUGGGAGGCUUCAAACACAAGAACAACAGGACCAGAGAGGGAGCCUGCCUUUGUCUCAUCUCAACUCUCAACAUGUACGGAGCCCAAGGCCUAACCCUCAGUAAAAUAGUCCCUCACAUAUGUAAUCUUCUAGGAGAUCCCACCAGUCAGGUGAGAGAUGCAGCUAUGGGCUGCCUGGUGGAGAUCUACAGACACGUGGGGGAGAGGGUGAGGAUGGAUCUUUCCAAGAAGGGCCUGCCACAGUCACGGUUGAAUGUAAUCUUCAGCCGAUUUGAUGAAGUCCAAAGAUCUGGGAACAUGAUCCCAUCCUCAGGUUCAGAUAAGAACUUUGAUGAUGAGGACUCUGUGGACGGGGGCCGGUCCUCCUCCUCUGCAUCGUCCUCCAAGGCGCCCCCCAGUGGUAGGAGGGCUGUAGCUGCGGCUUCUGUCCGCAGGCCCAGCUCUGCCACCGGACCUGGCAAGAUCUCUGCUAAAGAUGCUGCUGCAGGUGCUGUUGAUGAGGAGGACUUCAUCAAGGCUUUUGAAGAGGUUCCUACUAUCCAGAUUCACUCCAACAGAGAUAUGGAGGACAAUCUCUCCAAGGUUCGGGAGGUUCUAUCUGACGACAAAAACGACUGGGAGCACAGAGUCGUCGCCCUGAAGAAGGUGCGUUCUCUGCUCGUGGCUGGAGCCCUGGACUAUGAUAGUUUCCCUCAGCAGCUCCGUCUGCUUGAGGCCCCUCUCAAGCUGUCAGCUAAAGACCUGAGGUCCCAGGUGGUACGAGAGGCCUGCAUCACACUGGGAUACCUGUCCACGUUACUGGGAAACAAGUUUGACCACUGUGCAGAGACCCUGAUGCCCACACUGCUCAACCUGGUGCCCAACAGUGCCAAGGUGAUGGCCACGUCUGGCAUGGCAGCCAUACGUCUCAUCCUCAGGCACACACACUACUCACGUCUCAUCCCCAUCAUCACUAGUAACUGCACGUCCAAAUCAGUGGCCGUCCGAAGGCGCAGUUAUGAGUUCUUAGAGCUGUUAUUACUGGAGUGGCAGACACACACACUGGAGAGGCACGUGGCUGUUCUGACUGAAACCAUCAAGAAAGGGAUCCAUGAUGCUGACUCAGAGGCCAGAUCGGUCGCGAGAAAGUGUUAUUGGGGUUUCCAUGGCCACUACAGCCGGGAGGCGGAGCAUCUGUUCCAGGCCCUGGAGUCAACCUAUCAGAAGGCUCUGCAGUCUCACCUGAAGAGUUCUGACAGUGUCGUGUCUCUCCCCCAAUCAGACCGCUCAUCCUCCUCCUCACAGGAGAGCCUCAACCGGCCCCUGUCUGUCAAGAGUGCCAUAGGAGGCAGCAUGACAAGGGGUAAGAUGGUGAGUUCCAGGGUGAACUCCAACUCCGGCGGUUCCCUUCAGCGUUCCCGUAGUGAUGUCGACGUGAACGCCGCGGCCAGCGCCAAGUCACGCCUGAUCACUGUGCCCUCCGCUUCUCCCUUCAGCUCAGCAGCUGCCCUGCCCCCAGGCUCCUACGCCUCACUAGAUGGCACACCCGGUAAAAUUGAUACUGGCCGUGUGCGUACGAGGAGAACAAGCUCCGGCAAUGCUGUCGGAGCCAGCGCUACUGUGACUGACAGCAGGGGGCGCAGCCGAGCCAAAAUGAUGUCCCAGUCCCAGCGAUCCAGAUCUGCUAACCCCACUGGGGGUGGUAAGGCCCGGACUUCAUCCAAUCAGACUGGCAGUCGCUCCAGUUCCCCUGGCAAGCUGCUGGGCCACUCGUCUGGGUACGGGAGGAUCAGCAGGCCGCCCUCAGCCUCCAGCACCCCUGCAGACAAGAGGAGCAAGGUCCCCCGCAGCCAGGGCUGCAGUAGAGAUUCCUCUCCCAACAGGCUGGGCCUAGCCAGGCUGUGUGGUAAAGCUCUUGUUCCUGGUACUCCUCUCUCCUCCUACAACACGCUAGCAAGGAGCCGUAUCCCCCGGCCCAGCAUGAGUCAGGGCUGCAGCAGGGACACAUCUAGGGAAAGCAGCCGAGACACCAGCCCUGCUCGGGGCUUCAAGCCUCUUGCCUCCCGACGUACCUCCCGCUCUACCAGCGCCUUAUCCACGGCUGACCCCCACAGCCAGUCAGACCGAUUUGGUUUGAUCCACCAGGCCCGCAUUUCUGCCUCGGUGAACGCCAUGAGAGUCCUCAACACUGGCACUGAGGUGGAGGCUGCUGUGGCUGACGCACUGCUAUUAGGAGACUCCAGAAAUAAGCGGAAGCCUAUGAGGCGGCGCUAUGAGUCUCCUGGUAUCUACUCUGACGAUGACGCUAACAGUGAUGCGUCCAGCGCCUGCUCGGAACGGUCGUACGGCUCCCGGAACGGAGGUAUCCCUCACUACCUGCGUCAGACAGAGGAUGUGGCAGAGGUACUCAACCACUGUGCCAGCUCCAACUGGUCUGAGAGGAAGGAGGGACUGCUGGGACUGCAGAACCUGCUGAAGAGUCAAAGAAUACUCAGCCGGGUGGAGCUGAAGAGACUCUGUGAAAUCUUUACCAGGAUGUUCGCAGAUCCACACAGCAAGAGAGUGUUCAGUAUGUUUCUAGAGACUCUGGUAGACUUUAUCCUGGUGCACAGAGAGGACCUGCAGGACUGGCUGUUCGUCCUGCUCACCCAGCUACUGAAGAAGAUGGGAGCUGACCUGCUGGGGUCUGUCCAGGCCAAGGUUCAGAAGGCUCUGGACAUCACCAGGGAGUCUUUUCCGUUUGAUCAGCAGUUUAACAUCCUGAUGAGAUUCAUUGUGGAUCAGACACAGACACCCAACCUCAAGGUGAAGGUAGCCAUCCUGAAGUACAUAGAGUCACUGGGAAGACAGAUGGAUCCUACAGACUUUGUCAACUCCAGUGAAACGCGACUGGCUGUAUCUCGCAUCAUUACCUGGACCACAGAACCCAAGAGCUCUGACGUCAGGAAGGCGGCCCAGGUGGUGCUGAUUUCUCUGUUUGAGCUGAACACCCCGGAGUUCACCAUGCUGCUGGGAGCCCUGCCCAAGACCUUCCAGGACGGGGCCACCAAGCUGCUCCACAACCACCUCAAGAACUCCAGCAACACCAGCAGUGUGAGUUCUCCCAGCAACACUAUUGGGCGGACCCCACCCCGCCACACCCCCAGCCGGACCAGCCCCCUCACCUCUCCGACCAACUGCUCCCAUGGUGGGCUGUCUCCGAGUCGGUUGUGGGGUGGGUGUUGGAGUGGCGAUGGGCUGUCUAAGCACCCCCCUCCCCCUCAUCCUCCUCCGCCUCCCUCCACCCCCUCUGGCCCCGCCCUCAGGGUCCUCCGCAGAGCGUACUCUCCCAGUAUGUUGGAGUAUGACACAGAGAACAUGAACUCUGAUGAGAUAUACAGCUCCCUGCGAGGGGUCACAGAGGCCAUCCAGAGUUUCAGCUAUCGCAGCCAGGAGGACCUCAACGAACCAAGAGGGAAGAGGGACGAUGCUGUGGGGCGUGAAGGUGUGGCGUCCUCCCCAGGCUCAGAUGCCCGUUUGGGGCUGGAUGUGGUGGAGGGUGGGCGUAUGGCCUUGGAUAACAAGACCUCCCUCCUCAACACUCCGUCUCCCCGCUCCUUCUCCGGGCCGCGGGCCAGGGAGUUCGCCCCCUACGGCUAUGGGGACACCAUCACCUCAUCCUACGACAAGAGUGCCCUAAAGGAGGCCGUGUUCGACGAUGACGUGGAACAGUUCAGAGACUGCCGUCGGCAGGACGGCAGUGGUGAGAACAAGAUGGUGCUGCCUAAGGGCUUUGCUCCGGGUUCCCAAGACCACUCAGACCUUGUGGCAGAUCUUCUGAAGGAGCUGUCCAAUCACAACGAGCGUGUGGAUGAGCGUAAGGGGGCCUUGGUGGAGCUGCUGAAGAUCACACGAGAGGACAGCCUGGCCGUGUGGGACGAACACUUCAAGACCAUCCUCCUACUGCUCCUGGAGACACUGGGGGAUAAAGACCACACCAUCCGGGCCCUGGCUCUGCGGGUACUGAAGGAGAUCCUGAGAAACCAACCGGCCCGCUUCAAGAACUAUGCUGAACUCACCAUCAUGAAGACCCUGGAGGCACACAAAGACUCCCACAAGGAGGUGGUGCGGGCAGCGGAGGAGGCUGCCUCCACCCUAGCCGGCUCCAUCCACCCAGAGCAGUGUAUCAAGGUGCUGUGUCCCAUCGUCCAGACGGCUGACUACCCCAUCAACCUGGCUGCCAUCAAGAUGCAGACCAAGGUGAUUGAACGCAUCACCAAGGAGUCCCUCCACCAGCUGCUGCCUGACAUCAUACCAGGACUACUGCAGGGCUAUGACAACACGGAGAGUAGUGUUCGCAAGGCCAGUGUGUUCUGUCUGGUGGCCAUCUACUCCGUGAUUGGAGAAGAGCUCAAACCACACCUGCAGCUUCUCACAGGCAGCAAGAUGAAGCUGCUGAACUUGUACAUCAAGAGGGCCCAGACGACCAACAGCAACAGCAGCAGUUCCUCGGACGUGUCCUCACACAGCUAGCUGUAGGAGGGAUCUGCCUGUCUGUACUUUGCAUCUGAAUUAGGGAAUAUGGUGUGUGUCCUAAAUGGCAUCCUAUUCCCUAUAUAGGCCACUACGUUUGGGCUCUGGUCAAAAGUAGUGCACUAUAGUGAAUAUUAUGUCAUUUGGGACACAGUCAUACAGUACCAGUCAAAAGUUUGGACACACCUACUCAUUCAAUGGUUUGUCUUUAUUUUUACUAUUUUCUAUAUUAUAGAAUAAUAGUGAAGACAUCAAAACUAUGCAAUAACACAUAUGGAAUCAUGUAGUAACCAAAAAAGUUUUAAACAAAUCAAAAUUAAUUUUAGAUUGUUCAAAGUAGACACCUUUUGCCUUGAUUGACAGCUUUGUACAAUCUUGGUAUUUUCUCAACCAGCUUCAUAAAGAAUGCUUUUCCAACAGUCUUGAAGGAGUUCACAUAUAUGCUGAGCACUUGUGGGCUGCUUUUCCUUCACUCUGUGGUCCAACUCAUCCCAAACCAUCUCAAUUGGGUUGAGGUCAUGUGAAUGUGGAGGCCAGGUCAAGUUCUUGAAAUUUUCCACAUUGACUGACCUUCAUGUCUUAAAGUAAGGAUGGACUGUAGUUUCUUUGAUGAUUAUAUUUGAGCCCAUAAUAUGGGCUUGGUCUUUUAGCAAAUAGGGCUAUCUUCUGUAUACCAACCCUACCUUGUCACAACACAACUGAUUGGCACAAACGCAUUAUAAAGGAAAGAAAUUCCAGAAAUUAACUUUUAACAAGGCACACCUGUUAAUUGAAAUGCAUUCCAGGUGACUACCUCAUGAAGCUGGUUGAAAGAAUGCCAAUUGUGUGCAAAGCUGUCAAGGCAAAGGGUGGCUACUUUGAACAAUCUCAAAUAUAAAGUAUGUUUUUUGGUUACUACAUGAUUCCAUGUGUUAUUUCAUAGAUUUGAUGUAUUCACUAUUAUUAUAAAAUGUAGAAAAUACUAAAAAUAAAGAAAAACCCUUGAAUGAGUAGGUGUGUCCAAACUUUUGACUGGUACCGUAGUUGUGCCUCUUCCAGACCUCUCCAUUCCUGAGAUUCUCUCUCCUUCACCACGGUGGAUUCCUCCGGAUGACCCUCUGCUUCAAUCACAACUUUUGCUCCCGGCCUUUUCUUUAUUUUCUCUCCAGUGAACUUGUCCUUUCAUUUGUCAUCGAAUUUCUUUCUCCCGUUUUGUCAAUUUUUUAAAUUGUUUAUAUAUAUGUGAGGUCUGGGUAUAGGGUUGUUUAACGCUUUUUAAAUUCUCUAUAAGACCGAAUGGGGGUCAAGCUACUGUACAUCUAUCGCAACACUCUAUUUCACUGACAUUUUUCAUAAUGUAACUUUGGAUGCUUAUUUGGUUGAGCAUUCAAAAAGUAACAGGAGGGGAAAGGCGAAACCAGGAGUUAUGAUAUGGUCCAAUAACAAUGAUAUGGUCUAAUAGCAAAUAAUGCCCUGAAAUUGAUUCAGAAGAAAAUAAAAAACCAUCCCUUUAAAAUGCAGUUGUACUGUAGUUGGACAAAUUAAUUCCUUCACAUUUAACAAGGAAGGCCAAUUGAGGUCGGAAUACCUCUUUCCCAUGGGGACCACAUAGCAUUCAGUUUGUGAUAAACUAAGAAUCAUAUGGCUGGCCCAGUGAUGAUACAAAGCCCUGAUAUAAACCAGGUUGAAGACUUGUGUUUGGGAACAUUGAAAACCAAAUAUGGCAGCAAUUGAAAUUAGUAGAAUGAGUAGUAAUCUCACGUUUUUCUUUAUAAAUGGAGGGAUGAUAUGAAAUCCUAUAAAAAGUGUUAGAUGAAAUGUUUGAACAUUUUAAGUUAGCCAAUUAUAUGAAGCCUCACUUCAGGUAGACAAACGUUAUGUUUUAUUAUUAUCUAUUCGUUUGUUACGGCGGAAACAUUGUCAGAGACCAAUUUGCAGCUAAUAGCUUGGUUCUAACCUGAGAAAUAAAUACUGUAUUAAAUAAAAAUACAGUAAAAUACAUUUGAUAAAAUCUACUUUUUUUUCAACACAAAAUUAUCACUAAAAUGUAAAGCUGUUCAAAAUGUUGUAACUUUUUUUUUUGUGAAAUAAGGAUAGAGAGAAAGAUGCAACUGUGUUUCUGUCUUACUCAUAAUAAAUGAUGGUUGAGGUUAACUCCAUUUGGAUUUGUCAAAUAAAGAACAUUAUUUAGAGAAGAAAAGACAAUAAUACAUAAAAAUGUAAAAAAUCCCUGAAUCAAUCAAGUGAAAUUUAAUGGAUCCCUCCCAACUCCUAAAAUUAGAAUGAGUGUUCUCAACCUAUUCAAUUACCAUGUUGCUAAUGAUGUCAGACACUGAAUGAAUGGGCCAUUAUCAGUCAUGACAACAAACAAACCAGUGUCACAUUUAUUUAUUCCCCCCCUUUUUCCACCUGUGUAGCCAGAUUAUGGCAUUUAACUUGUUAACUAUGACGCUGCUUAUAACGUGUACUUGUCUGAUGAGUAAAAACCCUACACUUGUAGAUAAUGCGAAAGUUACAUGCUCGGUUUCGGAAGGAGAUCAGUGCAUUCAUUGAGACAGAAUCUAAAGAAACUACAGGCUGGUUUCCCGGACACAGAUUCAUUCUAGUCCUGGAUUAGAAACUAUUCUCAAUACAGAAUAUCAAUUGAAAGUGUGUUUAUAAUCUUAAUCUGUGUCCAAGAAACCGGCCCUACCAGGCCUUAUGUUCAUUUUCCUAAAUAACGUUUGGAUCACUUGUACUGUUGAAAGGAGAGGAUGGAUGUACAUACAGAAGUUCUCAGAUCUUAAAAAUGUGAAACCAUUACCCCAUGAACUACACUCAACAGGCUUGCAAACAGAUACAAUCAUAUUCACCAUGAUGAUGCAAAUAUAAGUUGUUUAUAAUAAUACAGUAUUACACACACCUUCCCUUCACCUAACUACAGCUUCUGCAAUAAAGAAAAUACCAUGAUGAGCAAACUAAGUAUUUUGUACAUAACCUUUGAUCAAUCACCGCUUCGCAACUUUCAUGAAAUGAAAUAAAAAGGUUUGGCUGUCUCACUUUGUUGCUCGUUAGCCAAUUAGCUUGCAUGUUUUUGGGCACACAUCCAAUUUGUGCUGCCUUAAAUCGAUGGGUCCUGUUUUGGCUGUUGAAGUGCACUUGUAACCUCAUCAGUUUGGUCAGCCUUUACAACAAUUUAAGUUAUUAUUUUGGUAGGGGAGGAAGACACCUGGCCGCAAUACACUCACUGAGUUCUGUAAAUUGACCAAAACUUAAGUCUGUCUGCCCUAGACAAUUAUGUACACUGUACAGGGCAUAACCGUCUCAAAAUGCCAAGCAGACAUGCACUGUAAAAGCAUCCUAGUUGUCCUUUAGUACUACAUAUUUGGGCAUGUGGCUUUAUAAGGUACGCUGUGUGUGUACCUUGGUACUUAAGUACAGUAUCUGGCAACGAUUCCCAUCUGCUUAAGUUUCAAAUCGCAAAAGAAAUGUUUUUGUUUUCAAAUGGGGCCCAUCAUCCUUUUACAAGUAUGUUAAUUGUAUUUUAUUGUGUGUAAGGGAGAAGCCAGUCAUUUUGAUACAGACAUAAAGUACUGUAUUGGCUGAUGACUCAUGAAGAUCUGGCUCAUUUACAGUCCACAUGACCUACUGAUUGAUGAUGGUAUUCCUAGAAAUCUGUUCACUAUGCAUGUUAUUAUUUGUGUUUGUUUUGUCAUGUAAGAUUCAUAUCUGUAUUUAUAUAAUUGUUUUAUUUAGAUUUUCAUGACAACUUGUACAGAAGGGUUUCGUUAACAUCCACCUGUGAUAGAUGAUUUGCAACAAUGUACAUUUGUUUGCUCUAGAAAUAAACAACCAUGAAAGUUGA
Molecule: messenger RNA, 9440 nt
Organism: Oncorhynchus kisutch (coho salmon)
Lineage: Eukaryota; Metazoa; Chordata; Actinopteri; Salmoniformes; Salmonidae
Gene: clasp1a
Product: cytoplasmic linker associated protein 1a
Exons: 44
Coding region: 731-5617 (1628 amino acids)
Biological process (GO): establishment of mitotic spindle localization; mitotic spindle assembly
Cellular component (GO): kinetochore; basal cortex; mitotic spindle
Molecular function (GO): kinetochore binding; microtubule binding
Source: RefSeq, a predicted model, not a curated record